Molecule: messenger RNA, 2091 nt
Organism: Seriola dumerili (greater amberjack)
Lineage: Eukaryota; Metazoa; Chordata; Actinopteri; Carangiformes; Carangidae
Gene: cfap52
Product: cilia and flagella associated protein 52
Exons: 14
Coding region: 104-1963 (619 amino acids)
Biological process (GO): cilium assembly
Molecular function (GO): protein binding
Source: RefSeq, a predicted model, not a curated record
CAUAGAUACGGUUGUUUUUUCGGGCAAAAUUUGCUUAUUGAUGAAAAUAGGCUGCAUCUUAACAAUUUAGAGGAAAAAGACUCAUUAGAUUCAGGUUUCAGCCAUGGCUGUUGAAACACACGGCGUGCCUCAACUUGAACUGGAGGCUGUCAUCGGGUUCAACGGGCAUGUGUCUUCUGGCUUGAGAGUCCACCCAGACAAAGAGCACCUUAUUUAUCCUCUGGGAUGCACAGUCAUUCUGAAGAGAAUCAAAGAUGGCAAGCAGGAGUUCCUACAUGGACACACAAACAAUGUAUCUUGCAUCUCAGUGUCCAAAAGUGGAUUAUAUAUUGCCUCUGGACAGGUCAACUUCAUGGGCUUUAAGGCUACGGUAAUUAUCUGGGACUAUGCACAGCGAACAAUCUAUGCCCAGCUGCUGCUCCACAAGGCUAAGGUAGAGGCACUGGCCUUCUCUCCCAAUGACAAGUACCUGGUGUCUCUUGGGGGUCAGGAUGAUGGCAGCAUAGUCAUAUGGAAUAUUGAGACCCAGCAGGCAAUCUGUGGGAGCGCAGCCUCAGCUCACAGUGCUGGACACUGCCUCACUGUGCAGUACUCGAACACAAAUGACAACAUCUUUGUUUCUGCUGGAAGCGGAACAUUGCGAGUCUGGGAGCUGGACCUUCCCAACAGGAAGAUCAGACCCACAGAGUGUCAGACAGGAAAGCUGAAGAGGAUUGUGAAAUGUAUAGAGGUCUCAGAGGAUGAUCAGUUCGUUUUCUGUGGCACCACCAGCGGAGACAUCCUGAAAAUCAACAUGAAGACUGGGCUUCUGAGUGACUGCGGUCCAAUUAAAACAAAAUACAGCCUGGGUGUCAAUGCCAUAAGGAUACUGAAGUCUGGGGACCUGCUUGUAGGCUCUGGAUCUGGCACCUUCACUCUGUGUUCCAAGAAUAAGUUCAAAACUCUUAAGGAAGUCCAGCUGGAAAAGGGGGUGACCUCUAUUGCUAUAAGAGGAGAGGGCCAGCAGUUCUUUGUUGGAACAGAGGCUGCUCAGAUGUACCGUUUCAGUCAUGUGGACUUCAAAGCUGAACUCAUAUCCACCAGCCACAACAGUGCUGUCAAGGACGUAGCCAUUUGUUUUGGAAUAUCUGAAUUAUUUGCAACCUGCUCUGAGGAGGAUAUCAGGUUGUGGCACAUAGACAAGCCCAAAGAGCUGCUGCGCAUAACUGUACCCAACAUGACCUGCAAUUCCCUGGACUUCAUGGCCGAUGGACACAGCAUCAUCAGUGCAUGGAAUGAUGGUAAGAUUCGUGUGUUUGCGCCGGAAAGCGGUCAGCUCAUGCUCAUCAUUCACAACGCUCACAGAAUGGGUGUGACGGCCAUCGCUGGCACCAGGAACUGCAAGAGGAUCGUCAGUGGAGGGGGAGAAGGACAGGUGCGUGUUUGGGAGCUGCAGCUGCGCGGCCAUCGGCUGCUGGAGACCAUGAAAGAGCACAAAGCAACUGUCGCCUGUAUCAAAAUCAAGAGUGACGACAAAGAGUGUGUUACUGCCAGCUCUGAUGGUGCCUGCAUCAUCUGGGACAUAGUAAGAUUUGUGAGUCUUCAAAUGGUGAUUGCCAACACACUGUUCAGGACGGUCUGCUACCACCCGGAGGAAUAUCAGAUCAUUACCAGUGGCACUGACAGAAAGGUUGUCUACUGGGACGUGUACGAUGGCUCUGCCAUCAGAGAACUGGAGGGCUCACAGUCUGGGGCCAUCAAUGGCUUGCACAUUUCACACGACGGCAAACACUUUGUGACAGGUGGAGAUGACAAGCUGGUGAAAGUGUGGGACUACACGGAAGGUGUAGUAACCCACAUAGGGAUAGCUCACGGUGGCAGUAUCACCAGCGUCGAGAUCUGCUCCAACAACCGCACCUUAGUCAGCACCAGUGCGGAUGGAGCCAUUCUCCGGUGGAGGUUCCCACACCCUUCUUCUUCAUGAUGUGACACUAGAAGCCACAGAAACCACCACUCACACACAAAUUUAUUCAGAAUUCUCCCUCUUCUGAUUUAGCAAAUAUUGUCAUGAGAAUUCAGUAAUCUUACGAUAACAUUGAAGAAGGUGUUUAC